Molecule: messenger RNA, 1339 nt
Organism: Sphaerodactylus townsendi
Lineage: Eukaryota; Metazoa; Chordata; Lepidosauria; Squamata; Sphaerodactylidae
Gene: SFXN4
Product: sideroflexin 4
Exons: 14
Coding region: 99-1088 (329 amino acids)
Biological process (GO): monoatomic ion transport; mitochondrial transmembrane transport
Cellular component (GO): mitochondrial inner membrane
Molecular function (GO): monoatomic ion transmembrane transporter activity
Source: RefSeq, a predicted model, not a curated record
CUCACAGUGACGUUUUGCAAAGGAAGGAAGUGGCUGCCGGAAGGUGUAGCCAGUGAGCUUCCCCAGGAGGCGCUUUCCGGCGUUUUGCACUGAGCCUCAUGGAUUGGAACUUGCAGUUCUGGCAAAGCGAGGGCAAAACUUUUCCCCAAAGAUUUUAUCACUGGAUAGAUAUUUUAGACCCUUUGCUCUUACUUAAACCCACGAAGGAAAUCGAAAGAUCCAGAGCACUUUUACUAACUAGUGGGCCAGACAUCACAGAGUCCUUACAGAACGAAGAGAUUAAAGCAGCUGGGAAGUUAAGUUUGGGUAUUGUGUGUGUUUGUUUUUCCUUCAAGGCCUCUGUGAAUCCUGUCACUGGCAAUAUAAUUCCUACUAUAUUUCGACCACCAGCUUUCCUGCCAGUUACUGCUCCAUUGGCCUUUAGUAUUAUAUUAUCGCACAAAGGAGCGAAGCAAGCAUUUUGUUGUCAGGCCCUUUUCCACGCGUGUACAGGCGGAUUCAACUUGGCAAAUGGGAGUCUUACAGAAGACACAAAAGAAUUUCCAGUCAAGCAGAUGCUUCUCAGCACAGGGGCAGUUCUGUAUUGUGCAUUCGUGGGAGCUUUACCUCAUUACAUCAUGACUCGCUAUAAAGUGCAGAAUCCUUCUAUGCAACUGUUCCUCAAGAAAAUCUUACCUGGUCCAUUAACAGCCAUUUUGUGUGCAUUUAACGUGCUGGUAAUCAGAGGAAGAGAGUCUGAGAAUGGGAUAGAAAUUAUGGAUAGCAAAGGCAGCAUUGUUGGAGUGUCACAGAAUGCAGGAGAAAAGGCAGUGAGAGAAACAGCAUUAUCAAGAGCACUACUUUUUGGGACAGCAGUAUGUAUUCCAGACGUUGUUCUGGACUAUGUAAAACGCACAAAUGUUUUACGCCGAAAUCUAUUUGUUUUGGGUCCACUGAGAGCUGUUAUGAUGAUUUCAAUCCUUGGACUGAUGAUACCUGUUUCAUUUAGUUGGAUCCCACAAUUAGGAACGAUACAACGAAGUUUAAUUGAGCCACAAAUAAUCUCAUCCACUGAAGAAACAGAAUUCUUUUACAGCAGAGGAAUUUAAUAACUUGUAGGAUGUUUUGUGAUACAUUCAUUUGAAGGUUUUGUUUCUAAGUUUGAAGAAGUAUCUUGGUUAUAUGUGAUAAGCUUGAAUCAGUAUUCUAUACAUUGUCACAGAACUUACAUCAUGUGUGGAAACUUCACCACCCCAACUGGGAGAAAGGAACAUAAAAUCACGAAUGUCUUUUCCAAAGACAGAGGAUUUAAUUUUGUGAUUACUGUAUGUAAUUAUUAAAGCCAAUAGUGAACAACUAA